GUUCUUCAUAUUUUUCCCAUUACAGCGUGAACCGAUAUUUGUGCUAAUCAUCAUGCGGUUAAAUCUGAAGGCAGUUUUGUUAUUACUGACAGUAGCUGUGGUUGUUAUAACAUGUGCCGUUUAUAUGCGCUGUGCCGAAUUUACAUUUCCCCGAGACUUAGUUAGACAUUGGGAUCCCAAGCUAUAUGCCGUCGGAAGCAGUUUGGAUUUACUCAAUAAUAAUAUAGACGAUGGUGAUGGUGGUGCCGGUUCAAGUGACAAUUCCGUACCGUUACAGGACAUAAAGUGCCUCAUAAAUCAAGAGUAUACCAUUAAUUGUAAACGUGAUGAAGAGGCCCAUGAAAUCUAUGUGCCUUUUUCAUUUUUGCGCACCUAUUUUGAUAUAUCGGGGUCGAUGAGUAAUCCCUCAUCGCCACAGACAUUGGAGGUAAUGAAUAAUGAAAUUGGUGGUGGUGUUGUUGGUGCAGCAGGGGGUGGAGGCGGUGUUGCUGAACCACAAUUUCUAUGGAUGCAUAGUACGGCGAAAAUCAAUUUACCCAAAGCCAAGUAUGAUCCGCGGGGGCUAUUUAUGUAUUUUGAAAAUUAUAAUGUAGAGGCUCGAGAUCGUGUCAAGUGCAUAAGUGCCGCUGAGGGUGUACCAAUCAGUACCCAAUGGGAAAAGCGUGGCUAUUAUUAUCCCACACAAAUAGCACAGUUUGCAUUGUCACAUUAUAGUAAAAAUUUAAGUGAACCGGCACCAAGAAUAAAUAUCCUGGAAAAUGCCGAUGAAGUGCGUAACACCUGGCACAUACCGAAAAGCAGUAACCUCUCACGCAUAUGGCAUCCGAAAUUCAAUUCAACGGUCAUCCAAUAUGAAACAGCCGUUGAUUUUGAUAGUGCCAUUGUCCUGAAUAAUCUCAAUCAGGCCAUGGACAUGGUAUUAAGUGUCGAUUUGCUUUUAAUCACCAAUAGCAGUAGCCUCUUGGUCACCAUUGAAAAUCACGAAACCAAACGUACUUAUCGGCUACAUUAUAUACCAGCCGAUCUGUUGUUAAGUGUACAAGAUGAUAAUAUCUAUUAUGGACUGGGUGGCACACAAACACUUAAUAAAUGGCGCCAUUUGACGCGAGAUCUCCACAUAGACGUACAAAAGGGAUUGGCCGUAGAGGCUCCGAAAAAAUCAAUGGCCAGUAAAGUGAAACGUUCCGAUUUACGUGUCAUCUCUAUUGCAUUUAUGGGUAUUGGCUUUUUUGACAAUAUCUCCCUAUCGACCAGCAAUCAUUUGGCCCAUUUCUACGAUGCUGCCGAAUGGUUUGUCGGACAUCAAGACUUACGUACCGGUGGCUGGCCAAAUCCGGUGCGACGUAAUUUAAAUGGUUUUGCUGAGCUAAAACCUGGUUGGCUUUCGGCCAUGGGUCAAGGUCAUGCCAUUUCCGUGUUGGCUCGUGCAUAUUGGCAUUCGGGUGAUAAACGUUAUUUGAAGGCGGCGACAUUGGGACUGCGACCGUAUAGUGUUUUAUCGAAAGAUGGUGGUGUGCUGGCACAAUUUAUGGAUAAAUAUAAUUGGUAUGAAGAAUAUCCAACAACGCCAGCUUCAUUUGUAUUAAACGGUUUCAUAUAUUCCCUAUUGGGCCUAUAUGAUCUAAAUUCCACGGCACCGUCCUAUAUUGCCAAGGAGGCUGGCAAACUUUUCGAUCAAGGAAUGUUGUCGCUAAAGAAAAUGUUACUACUCUAUGAUACGGGUUCCGGAACCAGCUAUGAUUUACGACAUUUAAGUUUAGGUGUGGCGCCCAAUUUGGCGCGAUGGGACUAUCAUGCAACCCAUGUCAAUCAGUUACUAUUGCUGGCCACCAUUGAUAGUGAUCCGAUUAUUGCACAAACUGCCGAACGUUGGAAGGGUUAUAUGUUCGGCAAACGAGCAAAACAUAAUUAA
Musca vetustissima is the source of this 1912-nucleotide messenger RNA. RefSeq names its product D-glucuronyl C5-epimerase B (gene Hsepi). The transcript is spliced from 5 exons. NCBI's taxonomy places the organism in Eukaryota, Metazoa, Arthropoda, Insecta, Diptera, Muscidae. The coding region runs from base 53 to 1912 and encodes 619 amino acids. The record is from RefSeq and is a predicted model, not a curated record. Gene Ontology annotation, cellular component: Golgi apparatus. Gene Ontology annotation, molecular function: heparosan-N-sulfate-glucuronate 5-epimerase activity. Gene Ontology annotation, biological process: heparan sulfate proteoglycan biosynthetic process.